Tripterygium wilfordii is the source of this 1727-nucleotide messenger RNA. Its product is annotated as developmentally-regulated G-protein 3. The record is from RefSeq and is a predicted model, not a curated record. Gene Ontology annotation, cellular component: cytoplasm. The transcript is spliced from 10 exons. Gene Ontology annotation, molecular function: GTP binding; GTPase activity. Gene Ontology annotation, biological process: cytoplasmic translation. NCBI's taxonomy places the organism in Eukaryota, Viridiplantae, Streptophyta, Magnoliopsida, Celastrales, Celastraceae. The coding region runs from base 120 to 1229 and encodes 369 amino acids.
CAUUGUCCGGUACCUUCUUCUCCGCCUUCGUUCGAAACAGUUCGAAUACACACAGCGAUCAAGUACAAAUAACAAAAGCCCGUUCGCCGUCAUCUGCGUCUCUAUCCAACCUUUCAUCAAUGGCGACUGUGAUGCAGAAAAUCAAGGAUAUCGAAGAUGAGAUGGCAAGGACUCAAAAAAACAAGGCUACUGCUCAUCAUUUAGGCUUGCUCAAGGCCAAACUUGCAAAGCUUCGGAGAGAACUCAUUGCGCCUUCAUCCAAAGGAGGUGGCGGCGGCGCCGGUGAAGGUUUUGAUGUUACUAAAAGUGGAGAUGCAAGAGUCGGUCUUGUGGGUUUCCCUUCUGUUGGGAAAUCUACACUUCUAAAUAAAUUAACAGGGACAUUUUCAGAGGUUGCUUCCUACGAGUUUACUACCUUGACUUGCAUUCCCGGUGUGAUCAUGUAUAGAGGAGCUAAACUUCAGUUAUUGGAUCUCCCUGGUAUAAUUGAGGGUGCUAAAGAUGGAAAGGGUCGAGGAAGGCAGGUUAUCAGCACUGCUAGGACUUGCAAUUGCAUCUUAAUUGUGCUUGAUGCAAUAAAGCCGAUAACUCACAAGCGUCUAAUAGAGAAAGAGCUUGAGGGAUUUGGCAUAAGGUUAAACAAGGAGCCGCCUAAUCUAACUUUUAGGAAGAAAGACAAGGGUGGGAUCAAUCUAACCUCGACGGUCACAAACACACAUCUUGAUCUUGAAACUGUGAAGGCAAUAUGUAGUGAAUACAGAAUGCAUAAUGCCGAUAUUACUUUGAGGUAUGAUGCAACUGCUGAUGACCUCAUAGAUGUCAUUGAGGGCAGUAGGGUAUAUAUGCCUUGCAUCUAUGUUGUGAAUAAGAUUGAUCAGAUUACACUUGAAGAGCUUGAAAUUUUGGAUAAACUUCCUCACUACUGCCUAGUCAGCGCUCACCUCGAAUGGAACCUUGACGGGUUGUUGGAGAAAAUAUGGGAGUAUCUUAAUUUGACUCGCAUAUACACAAAGCCCAAAGGGAUGAACCCAGACUAUGAAGAUCCUGUCAUCCUGUCAUCCAAAAAGAGAACUGUUGAGGACUUUUGCAAUCGAAUCCACAAGGAUAUGCUGAAACAAUUUAAGUAUGCUCUAGUAUGGGGUUCCAGUGCGAAGCACAAGCCUCAGAGAGUUGGCAGGGAGCAUGAGCUUGAGGAUGAAGAUGUUGUUCAGAUUAUCAAAAAGGUGUGAUACGGUGAAAGAAUUCUGCUAGAAGCAAGCAGGAAUAUCAGCAACCAGUUUCAAGAGAAAUUCCCGCCCAUGACUGAAGUUCCAAGGAUGAAUUAGAGAGGCAGCUUGAUUUGUAGUUUAUCCAUUUUCUAGUCAAGCUCUGGUUAGAGUGAUUGGCUUUAGUGUAGACCGCUGCAUGAUACGAUUUGUAGCGCAUGCGUAAUGGUUGGUUGCUAUAGUUGUGCCUUAUAGACGAAGGGAUCCAUUUGAGAAGAAAGUGUUCCGGUGAUACCUUCCGUUGGAGCGUUAUCUUAGUUUUCGUCCACCUUUUUAUGAUAUGAUAGUCAUGAACUAUAGAGGCUGUUCUUGCUUGUAUGUCUUGUCCUGGUAUGUCUUGUCCUGGUAACCAAAUCACAGUUAUGUCAAAAUGGAUGGUUCGGUUAAAUAUUUUUUUGUUACCAAGACACUGUCAAGUUCAGUAUUGAUACGAAAUCAUCAGCCAAUAGGUUUUUUUUGGUA